UGCUGGGGAUCCUGGGCCUUGCGUAACGGGCGCGGCGGCGGUGAAGGAGGAGGAGGAGGAGGGGGCGCAGGAGGCGGCCGCGCGGGAGGGGAUGAGUGUGCAGCUCUGCCUCCCCUGUUCUCCUCAGAGGCGCUCCUGAAAAUAUGUCGGAAGGAGUGGACCUCAUAGAUAUCUACGCCGACGAGGAGUUCAACCAGGACUCUGAGUUUAGUAAUGCUGACCAGAUGGAUUUGUAUGACGACGUACUAGCUGCCAGUUCGCAACCUUCUGAAAGUUGCCCUAGCAGCUCUGAGCCACCCACUGAAAACCGCCAAGAACAGUCUCCCAAGCCAAAUAACAAAUCACCCGCUAUCCUGUAUACUUACAGUGGACUCCGCAAUAAGAGAGCUGCCGUGUAUGUGGGCAGCUUCUCUUGGUGGACGACUGACCAGCAGCUGAUUCGUAUUAUCCGCUCUGUGGGUGUUUAUGAUGUGGUGGAGCUCAAGUUUGCUGAGAACAGAGCAAAUGGCCAGUCCAAAGGGUAUGCAGAAGUGGUGGUGGCCUCUGAGAACUCUGUCCACAAACUUCUGGAGCUGCUGCCAGGGAAGUUUCUCAAUGGAGAUAAGAUGGAUGUGAAGUUGGCGACUCGACAGAAUCUUGCGCUGUUUGAGGCACAGGCUCGGAAACGGGUGCCGCCGAGGACACACUCAAGGGAUUCCACAGACUCAAUCGAUGGCCGAGCCACUCCAACGGAGAAUACUGUGCCUCCCCCGCGCAUUGAGAAGCCUCCUUCUGUUUUGCCUUUCUUCAACCGCCCUCCUUCUGCCCUUCCACUCAUGGGGUUGCCGCCGCCACCACCAAUCCCACCCCCUCCGCCACUUUCCUCCAGUUUUGGAGUCCCUCCUCCCCCACCAGGAAUCCACUACCAACAUCUAAUGCCCCCUCCCCCUCGACUUCCCCCGCAUCUCGCUGUUCCUCCUCCUGGGGCCAUACCCCCCGCACUGCACCUCAACCCAGCCUUCUUCCCACCACCAAAUGCAGCAAUGGGUCCUCCACCAGACCCCUAUAGCAAGGCCUCUGCACCAUAUAAUCACAACAGCCGGGAGUUGAUUCCAUUGCAGCCUCCUCUCAGCGAAGCUGAAUUUGAAGAUAUUAUGAACCGGAACCGAGCAAUUUCCAGCAGUGCCAUUUCCAAAGCUGUGUCUGGUGCCAGUGCAGGGGAUUAUAGCGAUGCCAUCGAGACCCUACUUACAGCAAUUGCUGUGAUUAAACAGUCGCGUGUCUCGAACGAUGAGCGGUGUCGAGUCCUUAUUUCUUCACUCAAGGAUUGUCUCCAUGGUAUUGAAGCCAAGUCUUACAGCGUGGGCGCAAGCGGCAGCGGUGGUAGUUCCUCCAGGAAAAGACACCGGUCUCGGGAGAGGUCCCCCAGCCGUUCCCGUGACAGCAGUAGGAGGCACCGAGAUAUGGUCCAUGAUGAAGACUGGCACGAGGAAUAUUUCCAGGAAAGAGGCCGGGAACAUGAGAGACACAGAGACCGGGACAGAGAAAGAGACCGGCAUCACUGAGAAGAAGUGAGGAGCUUCGGAAGCAUUCGGUGUUUUUAUGGACUCGUUAUCUCCUCUCCUUAAUCAAGACUUAAAGAGUGGAGGCUUCUCCAUCCACUCCUCCCCACUGCCCUCUCCUCUUUCUGGACCCCUUGGAAGUGACUUCGCCUGCAGAACUCCAUCUUGUGGCACCAAGCCCUCCCUGUCUGUGUUGCUGCUUGAUGGAGAAACUCAAAUGACUUGGGACUUGGAAAGGGGAGUUUUCCUGAGCCACUGUGACCAGGGGGCCACUUCAGUCCAUGGAUUCUUGGACCUAAGGAGAAUGGUGUUUCCCACAGAGGUCUCCAGCCUCUUCCCUUACCAAAUCUUCUCCUAGAGCACCUGAGGAGGAAUCCAUCCGGCUUUUCUUCUGUAGGAAGAACAUGGUGCUUCUGCACAGCACAAGAUGUAACUGGGGCUUGUGUCCACAGUCCGCACUGUGUUGUCUUCUCAGGCACCAAGAUGUCCAGUCCUCCUGAAGUCUCAACCUUUUCCCAAAACAGCUUUCAGUCUUGUCUUCUAGCACCAUUGUGUACAGCUUAAACACAAUAGUAUUUCCUCUCUCUCUUUCUUCUGGGAUGGGGGGUGGGCUGGUUGCUGCUUCCAGUCACCUCUCUGGCCUCCUUUCCCCACUUAGUCCCUGAACCAAGGCACCUAGUUGCCUCUAGAGGGGCCUGUGUUAGUCAAACUGCUCACAGUGUGGAGUUUCCCUUAAAAAGAUAGAUCGAACUCUGGCUAAUGCAGGCCCACUCACUAUCCACAGAUGAUUUGCUAAUAGAUUCCUUAUUUUGUUUUAUACUGUACCUGCUCUGGUUGCAACUUCUCUCUUAACCCUCUUGUUUCCAGGCACCACCCCUCCCAGAGUGUCACCUUCCUUGUUACAAAGGAAGCGCUGUAAACUGAGACCUGACCAACGCAGUAGCCUGGAAUGGAGUCUCAGUCAAACUGGAGGGCUUUCUUGAAGUUCUCCCUUACAGUACACCCUGAGCAGUUUUAGAUUCAGUGUGAUGUAUGUGUUGAUUUAAGGUCCAGAAGUUUCCUCACACACCAUCCUCAUUUUACAUUUAAGUCACUAUGGAGGGGGUUCACCCAUGAAUUUGCUUCAGGCAGCAGCAUACCUCACUGAUUUCUGGCAUCCCAGUCUACAGUUUGAGGCAGUGAAAAGCCUCCAUUCACAUCACCUUUGUGUAACGGUGACAGAGUCAUUACUAGGGCUUUUGAGUCAGCAACCUCUUCAGGCCAGUGGCAUUAACAUCUACAUAAGGAGUAUUAUGGAACAGAAAUAGCUACAGAGUUCUGAUAAAACUCAUCUCUGGAAUGAAACCCUUGAGGAUAGGGUUGUUUCAGUUCUCCUUCCUAGACCGAGUAGCUUAUGAUAACACACUGUAUCCUGGAAUAAGUAGCUUCCAGCACCUGGAUCUCUGACAUGGCCACACUUCUAUUAGAUUCAUGAACGCUCAGUGGGAUUGUCCGGCUGCAUGGUGAAACCCCUUCAUAAAAGGAUCCUGUCUCGUGUCACAGACGUUGUGUGGCCUACAUAAGGAUGGAUGGUGUCUGUCAAAGGAUGACACAAUGUAACGCAAUACCUCCUUUUGUACUCUGAGAGGUAUUCCGCUCAAUUUUUUUAAAGGAAAAAAAAGUUAAUGUAGAAAAAUGGAAUGGCAACUUAAAACUGUAAAGCAUAAAACUUGGAUUGGAAAUGUUGCUUUUUACAAAAUGGGACGUUUUUUUAGUUUGUUUUGAAAUAAUGGAAGCAAAAAAGAAAGAAACGAAUGACAGAAACAUAGCCUUGUUUUCCCCUUGACUCUUCCACCCUUGUUCUUUGUGAUUUAAUUUGUUUGUCUUUUUCUGAUAGGUUGCAAAUUGUGUAAUAAACUUGAUGAUAUUGUCAAUCUUUUA
Messenger RNA from Anolis sagrei ordinatus, 3461 nucleotides. RefSeq names its product cleavage and polyadenylation specific factor 7 (gene CPSF7). Gene Ontology annotation, cellular component: mRNA cleavage and polyadenylation specificity factor complex. Gene Ontology annotation, molecular function: mRNA binding. The record is from RefSeq and is a predicted model, not a curated record. NCBI's taxonomy places the organism in Eukaryota, Metazoa, Chordata, Lepidosauria, Squamata, Anolidae. Gene Ontology annotation, biological process: mRNA alternative polyadenylation.